Molecule: messenger RNA, 2648 nt
Organism: Tuber aestivum (summer truffle)
Lineage: Eukaryota; Fungi; Ascomycota; Pezizomycetes; Pezizales; Tuberaceae
Source: the annotation of a GenBank genome assembly
AUGCCCUCCGCCGCCCCAAGGACGUUUCUCCCUCGGCCACAACCCUGCUUCAAUAGAGCGCCGCUUAACUCGCAAAACGAGAUCUCCAUGUCUUCUCUAGCGGAAUCAAUGUUUUCAUUCUACUACGAGGGCACUCCAGAACUGGAUGGGGAUUUGCUGGAGGAGAUGAUGUAUGACAACGGUGCUACGUUCUAUUACGAGUCCUCGUCCUCGAGUUGUGGUUCUAGCUUUGUUGAGGAUGAUGGUGGUUAUGGGGAGGAGGAGGAGGAGGAGGAGGAGGAGGAGAAGGCGGUAGCAGCAGUGAGGUUGCCAGUGGAGCUGCUGGAGGUGAUAUUUGGAUUCGUUGCGCCUGACGCCGCGGAUGAUGGGUUUGGGAGCGUGAAGGAUCUGCGGAGUUGUGCGCUUACUUGUAGAGCCUGGGCUUUCACAGCUAUACCAAUGCUCUACAGAACUCACGGGUUUGGAGUGCUAAUGCCAAUUACUGCAAGUGGUUAGUUUACUUCUUCUCUGCCUAGCUAACCACUAGCUAUUGUUGUAAUAAAUUAUUAACGUAGCUAACAACCCCGGCCAGCCCACAACCCCAGCUCGAAUUACUUCCCCACUUCCCGAUGUAUAGACUUUUACAACACACGCGCCGACCGGCGAAUGAUGCAAUUAUGGAGAACCCUGUUGCUCUCCUGCUUCACUGUCUCUGGGAAGAGUACUGAGGCCAGAAAUGCCACGUUAUUUCCUUACAUCAAUUACGUCGCGAACCUGGAUACGCGCACGCUGGUGAUGGUGCUAACGGAGAUUAUGAAGUCGCAAAGGACGUCCGGAAACAAGAGUCCUACGCUGGGCAAGAAGGCUGCGCAGUACUUUUUUGAUGGGCUGCUUGGUGGGUUGGAGGUCAGUGGCGCUUCCAGGAGGGACAAGAGGGGUGACAAGAUGGUUGUUGGAGGAGCGGAGUAUGGCUGGGCCAGCCCUGUCUAUGGAAGAGAGGUGAAGGUUUUUGUGGGGGAUACAGCGUUGAUGAUUAUGGAUUGUGGGUGUUCUUGAUAUUUUCUAUUUUGGUUGGUAGGGUAGUACUGAUAUUUGGGGCAGUCUUGUAUCCGCAUAUUCAGCAUCUCAAAGGCUUCACUAUCCCCGAGCUGGGCCAAUUGAGAGUCCACGAGCCCGUUCGAAUGUCACACCCUAUAUCUAUGAUAUAUUCCCUGCAGAAUGUCUCCCGCCUGGUUAUCUCCUCCGGGUGGAUGGUCUGUGCGGAGUUGGGUAGGGCUAUAGCUUCAAUACGGCCCACAUUAAUAUACCCCAGCACCGCGAGCCUUUCCCAGCGCCGCCGGCACUCUAACAAAUCCGAUAGCUUCUCGCUGACAAUCCUGGACUGGCGAUUUAAAACGCACUACGAUCCGUACUACAACCACGAUGAGGACUGGGAAACCAACCGCUCGGCAUAUAACAAAACCGUGUCUACGCUAGACAGCUUCUUUGAAGCCUUGAAUCCCAACUCCGUCACAUCCCUAGACCUAGACUUUGACAUCCGCUACUCUCGGUUCUCGGGCAAAGACUUGGGCAAUGGUCCAUUAGCCCUUCGCCAAAGCCGCAGUAUCAAAGCUCUAAAACUAGCCCGGAUGCGCUGCGAUAGCUUCAAACUUUGGCGAAUGUUCACCGAAAUGGGAUACGCGGGGUUCUCGCCCCAGAGCCUGAAACUGAUAAACCUCUUUGUGGAUAAUGCCUCCACUUCCCAGAGCUUUACUGGGUGGUCCUUUGCUCCCGGGUUUCUGCACAACAUGCGUGAUCUUGAAUUCACCAAGUUCGCGGGAAUGUUCGACCUUGCGGCAGCGAUUAUCCAGAUCAAGGGCGUGAAUAGCCAGCUAGAACACAGCCUAUCCCGCGGUGGGCAGCAGUCGAAAAGGGAAAAGUCCGCAAGGAUAGAUUCGCUAUCGCUCAGUUAUGACGUUAAACAAACGGAUUCCUCUAUGACAAAUUUGUUCUUGGCACCAUUGGCAUCGCUGGGCUCAUCAUUGACGUACUUGAAGCUUCAGGACAUGGACUUUGCGAAUCCCUGUCCCGGGUCGGUGUAUUACUCUCGAGACACAAUCCUGCAUCACUCGCCGCUUGAAUCACUCACCAAGUUGAAAACCUUGAUAUUGGCCGGGGAUGUGUCGGUAUUCCUUCUUAGCGACAGGCUACCAAGCGUAAUUCGCUGCAUGCGGCGGUCGAUAACCUACAUUGACAUAUGCCUCUCAACGAAAGACCUCGGGGACGCCCUUCUGCAGAAAUCCUUCGCCCCAAGCGAGAACUUACAAACCCUAAUCCUCCGGGCUUGGGAUAAACUCGUAACACUGGAACCCACCGCCACACCCAAUCCGACCCCGGGACGAGUUGUUCCGUGGAUUGAGUACCCACCCUUACUCACCAAUCGCAGGUUUUGGCAGACGAGUCUUUGGCCGGUGUGCCCGAAGGUGACAGCCGAGGGCACGAUCGGGUUCUUGGCGAGGAAACGGGGUGGGUUGAAGAAGUUUGGCUUCUCCAAGGCAUUUUGCCGAGAGGGGGGGAGGGGGCGCUGGGGCGAGGUUGCAGAGGUUAUGAAGAGAAUGGGGGGGAGGUUUUUGCCCAAGGCUGACAAGGAAGGACGGUCGUGGGAUGAGGGGUUGCCGGCAUCAGAGUAG